AUGCAUUUAGCAUAGCACUUCUCUAGCAAAUAGUGAAUGAAAUCAAUAAAUUGGUAUUCUGACUUCAUGCAACAGUGCUAAUCAACUAUGGAACACUGGAAGUCAGAUGAGAUUUUUGGUCCCACAAAGUCAAGGACAAAACCUUGGGAAGUCGCCAAGAUGAAAGACUUCAGGCCGGCCUUCACCUCCUGAUGCUCUCUGUUCACAUGUGUGAUGUCUAUAAAAGGUAACCAGGAUUUGGCUUAUCUUCUUAUAUCUCUUCCAUCUUUUCCUGAUCUUCAUCUUCCCAAACAUAGUUUUUAUGCAGAAGUAGAUUUAACUCUACUUUGCUAUCUUGGAGUCAAGAAUUGUCCUAUACGGAGGAAGAGGCUCCAAGAUUUGCCUUUUUUGUUUCGUUUUUCUUUUUUCCUUCAUACUACAGACUAAAAGUAUCAUCUUCUGGACAGAGAAACAGGCUGUUGUUUUUCUAAGGUCAUCAUUUGGCCUGCCCCACUUUCCCACCUGCUCUUGAGGGAACUAUUGCAAGGACACAUACAAGCCCCUACAUCAGUCACAGACCAGGGCCUCCAUCUUGCAGGGAAUGUGCCCAAAUUACAAACAGGUAAACUAAAGUGACUCUGGGCAGAUUUAAUAGUUUAUUUUGGUUUCUUGUUCCAGUUAUAACAGACUGCUCUAUGUUUGCUCUAUGGCAAAAACUUUUAUGUUUGCUCUGCAACAAACGUACACACAGGGCAAAUUGUGUUUGGAGUAUGGUGUCUUGCCAAUGUUUUCUAAAAGCAAGUGAAUAGAAAUGCUUGCAAAAGUAUUUUCAGACCUCAGUGGCCAGCGCUGAACACUGCUGUAGGAAUGUCCAUCAAAUGUUGUGGCCGUGCUCUGCUCUAACAAAAACCUGGUUCCGUGGCAUAAUUGUAGGGGCUGUCAGGCUAAGUUUGAGACACCUUCCAAAAAAAAUUUCAGGGCUUCCUCAGUCUUUAAACUCCAGAAAAUAUUGUCCAAACUUUCACAACUAACCUGUUAUCAUGGAGAUAGCUCCAAGUUGACGCACUGGCCACUGGAGAAUGUCUAUCAAGCAUCCAGGUAAAUAAUGACUUGGUUGCUGCCCUCAAGGAACCUACCUAGAGGCUGACAGAAAAUUUUAAGUAUUUUUUCCUUCUAUUGUUCAUUCCUAAAAUUCUGGCGGUAGGUAUGAUUAUUAUUCCCAUCCCACAGGGGAAGUAACUAAGUCUAACUACUUGAAUAUUUUGUCCCAAAUCACUAACAAUAAGAGAUGGCCAGACACUGAACCCUGGAAUCUCUAAAUGUUUAGAUAUUGAUGGGCACCGCUUAGACCAGGGAGUCCAAACCAUAGGCUUGCUGUUCCAGUUUCUCUUAUCGGAUGGAGGGACCCCCAUUUCACCGAGAUCAUUGACUUUUGGGUUCUCCGCUGACCCCAGAUAAGAUGCCUGGUACCUCGUGGUCAAGUCCCCUCCAACGGGGACUCCUCUGAGGCUUGGUCCCAGCUGCUCAGGCUGGCACCCGCCUCCUCAGGCCAGAGCCCAAAGCGCCGCCAGCGGUCAAUUCCUGGGCCGGCUGCCAGCCACAGGCCCAAGUAAACGCUGAAUGAAGGGCAGAUGGAGGAACCUGUCCCGGUCCGGCGAGAGCGCCGCGAGCGCCUUUCCGCUUACCGCGGGCCUGCCCAGCCUCCCGUCCAGCCCGGGCCCGGGUCCCGCCGAGGCAGGUGUGCGCGGCGGACUCGCUCUCGGGCACUCGGCGGGACCGAGCUCCACCCCGAACGCCACCGGGCAGGCCACGCGCAGACCCGAGCCCGGGGCCCCCGCCUCUGACUGCCGGCCCGCGCUCGGCCCCGGUCCCGCCUCCCGGAGGUUUUCGCUUUCGCUUUCCUGCCGAUGUCGUUGAGGAAAAUGAAAGUGGUUGUGUCCAGGACUGGCGCAGCUGCCGUUCCCGGCGAGGGGCGCAGAAUGCGGCGGCGGCCAGCCUGGAGCGCGGGCCCUGGGGCGCCCGCGCAGGGCGAGGUGGCAGCACACCCUGGCCCCCCAGGCAGUCCUGAGGAUGGCCGGCAGAGAAACAAGAAAAUGGACUCCCUGGCUGCUGGAGAGUUGAAUGCCAGCCACCAGCCAUGGGUACCAGAGUUUGAAGCCCAUUGGAGGAAAACACAUCAAGGGAAUCUUCAAACUCUUCUUCUUCACUGGCUCCUGCCGUGCUCCUGUGUCCAUCACCUGUGUAAUGAUUCCUGCUAUCCUGCCUUCCCCGUGGAGUACAGCCAUGCUGUCUGCUUCUCACAGCCAAGAUUCUGGAAAGAAAUGUCUCCUUUUUCCUCAUCAUCGACCACUCAUUUAUUCAGCAAGUGUUUCUUUUACACUUGCCUGUGCUGGGCAUGGCAGCAAUGCAGCAGUGAACAAAACCACCAGCUCUGGUCUCAUACAGCUUAUAAUCAAAUAGGGAGACAGACAUAAAUGAUUAAUAGAUGCUCCCAUAAUGGCGGUUGUGAGGUGUGCAGCUACACAUGCCAGUUCCCUUCUCUGCACAUGUACAUGUCUGCUCGUCCUUCCCACCUGAACUCACGUGCCACCUCACUUAUGCCCCUUCCCAAUGCCACACCCACACAACAGGGUGCUUCUCUGUGCCCAUAGCAGCCCUUGGGUGUAACUGCUCCCCACAGAGGCUGAACCCCGAGGGCAGAGUCCAGGCCACACGCACCUCGGAGCCCCCUGCCUGGCACAGAGCCCAGCCCAGCAGAGGUGCUCAGAAGAUGAAUGAAAAUCCCUGCUGAGAUUGAUCCAAUCUGUCUGUGAACAUCUCCAGGGUCCAAGAAUUCACGGCUUUCUUUUUCUUUAGAUAGCCUUUUGUUUCUUUUUGCCAUUAUACACUAUAUUUGCGUUAGGACACAACAAUGUGAAUAUACUUAAUACUGAACUCUACACUUGAAAAUGGUUAAGAUGGUGACGUUUUAAGUUAUCUGUAUUUUGCCAUAAUUUUUUAACAUGUAGAGAAUAGGUAUAAAGAAGAGAAAAAAGGGGGCAAGAUCCAUUUUAUUGAGAAAGAACAAAGGGCGUGAUUCAGAUGGAUUUUAAAACGUAAUUUAGAUUAGGGAAAUGCAAAUGAGAACCAUAAGUAAGACACCACUUCAUAUCUUUUAGGAUGGCUAUUUUAAAACAACGAUGACCUGAAAAUAAGUGUUGGCAAGGAGGUGAAGAAAUAGUACCUUUGUGCAUGGCUGGUGGGAACAUAAAAUCAUGCAGCCUCUGUUGAAAACAGGGUGGUGGUUCCUCAAAAACUUAGUUAUCGUAUGAUCCAGCAGUUCCACUUCUAGGAAUAUACCCAAAAGAAUUGAAAGCAGGGACUCGAAGUGAUAUUUGUACACCAGUGUUUGUAUUAUUCACAAUGGCCAAAAGGUGGAAACAACCCAGAUGUCCAUGACAAGAGGGCUGGAUAAACAAAAUAUGGAGGAUACAUA
This is a messenger RNA of Chlorocebus sabaeus (green monkey), 3454 nucleotides long. RefSeq lists its product as uncharacterized. Lineage: Eukaryota; Metazoa; Chordata; Mammalia; Primates; Cercopithecidae. The record is from RefSeq and is a predicted model, not a curated record.